UCAAAACCAUGGUGAAAAUAAUAACUGUUUUGAGAAGUUAAAAUAGAAAAAUGAAAUUUAGUAGGUAUAAGAUGCCAAAAAUACUUUGUAGGCUAAUUUUAAAAUCCUAAAAAUUAGUCGAAAAUAAAAAUGAAGAAUGAAGAUUAAAGAAAAGACAUGAGUAUUAGGUGGUGAGUAACGUUUACUAAUAUUUCGGAUGACCACAUGACCAUUUCCAGAGAUUAGCCAUGAAUUUCUGUUUGUUCCUGAAAUAUUGAUGAACCCACCACAAAAAAGCAGGGUAGGAGACAAAUAAGCCAUUUUUCCUCUCAGCCUUUUUUUGCUUCUAGUUAUUGUGUGUUUGUGAGACACAAACUUUUAUUUCCUUUUUCAAUUUCACCAAUCCCUUCAAAAUAUUUUGACAUUAAUUGUUGCCUUACGUAACAUAUCUUGGUUGGCAUUUGUUGGGUGUGGGGCUUUGGUGACUGUUGAUGAGUUAACGAGGUUCCCUGUUGGAGCUGUUUCAAGUUCCAAGAAGAUGGGGUUCGAUGAAAACAAGGAAACUGGAGAGAAUAGUGACGCAACGGAUCAUGUACAUGAAGAAAAUUCAAAGAGUGAUGGUGAGCCAUUGAGCAGGCAAGUGAGUGAGUCUUCUGUCUAUGCAACUGAGGAGGAAGAGGAUGAACUUGGAUCCAAAAUACAACUUGGUCCUCAGUGCACUCUUAAAGAGCACCUUGAGAAAGAUAAGGAUGAUGAGAGUUUGAGGAGAUGGAAGGAACAACUCCUUGGAAGUGUGGAUGUGAACAAUGUUGCAGAAAUUCUGGAGCCUGAAGUGAAAAUUACCUGUCUGUCUAUCGUCUCUCCUGAUAGAAACGACAUUGUUCUUCCCAUUCCUGAAAAUGGGAAUCCAAAGGGUUUAUGGUUCACUCUUAAAGAAGGUAGUCAUUACCACUUGAAAUUCACCUUCCAAGUCAACAAUAAUAUUGUGUCUGGCUUGAAAUACACCAACACUGUUUGGAAGACUGGUGUGAAGGUGGAUAGCUCAAAAGAGAUGCUUGGAACUUUUAGCCCUCAGGCAGAGCCUUACACACAUGAGAUGCCAGAAGAAACCACACCUUCUGGCCUAUUUGCAAGAGGAACAUAUUCUGCAAGAUCAAAGUUUCUUGAUGAUGACAACAAAUGCUACUUGGAGAUCAACUACACUUUUGAUAUUAAGAAGGAAUGGGCUUGAACAUUGAUGCCAAUAUCUACCCAAUUUGCAUUUGCAACAGUAACUCUUCUUCGUUUAGUCUAAUAUAUUUAAACUUUUAUUUCAAUGACUUGACAAGUUCAGAUAUAUGUUAGGUACUUUAAUUCGGCUUGUACUAAAAUAUUUUUCAGAGGCAAAGAUGAUUCUUUUGUAAUUUUCCUAAUAAAAGUGCCCUACUUGUCUCUUUUUUAAUUUUUAUAACUCUCCUUAGCUUCACUACUUUUGCUAAUCUAAAUCUGAGGCAUGAUUUUUUUACUUAGCAGUCAUGUUGAUUGAGUCUUGAAUGUAAUUUGAAGCAAAGUCAUGGUAUGUGGGCUUUUCAACCAAUGAGGAGUGAAAUGGAAGAUACAUACAUAGAUUCUUUUUUGGAAUGAGAAAUUUUUUUUUUC
Messenger RNA from Cajanus cajan (pigeon pea), 1617 nucleotides. It is a transcript of the gene SCN1, whose product is annotated as Immunoglobulin E-set superfamily protein. Gene Ontology annotation, biological process: Rho protein signal transduction. Gene Ontology annotation, cellular component: cytoplasm; cytosol; membrane. Gene Ontology annotation, molecular function: Rho GDP-dissociation inhibitor activity; protein binding. Lineage: Eukaryota; Viridiplantae; Streptophyta; Magnoliopsida; Fabales; Fabaceae. The record is from RefSeq and is a predicted model, not a curated record.